AUGUGGCCGGGCCCCGCGCUGCUGCUCCUGGGACUGGGCCUGGGCCUGGGCCUGGGCCUGGGCCGCCCGCCAUCCUCCAGCCCUCGCGGGCUACCGGGCGUGCUCAGGAGUGCCCCGGGGCUAGGGCAAGGCGAGAAGAGCAGCGUCCGGGGCGGUGGCACCGGUGGCCUGUCCUCGCGCACAGCCCCACGCCGCGCGGGCCCUACGCUGCCCCAUAGGUGUCCCUCGGGCGCAGCUGCGCGUGUCCUCCUGAAAGUCAACUCCUCGGACCCUGCAGCCUCCACGGCUAAGGUGUCCUGCCAGACGGCCACCUGUACCAUUCAGCAGGUGAAGAUCAACAGGAAAGACCAGCAGGCUCCCCUCAUCCUGAGCAGGAAUGAGGAAGUCACCCUCAACGUCACCAUGCUCUGGGACUGCCCCGAAGCCAUGAUCAUUCGCAAGAAUUGGUUGUACUUUUUGGUGGCCUCUGUGAACGACACACCUGACUGGAACCGACCUGUGCGCCUGCCGCAGGUGCGGGUGAUGAAGUUUUCCUCUAUCCACAUCCCCAAAUUAGCCCUGUCUUACGGGGUGUAUGUGUUUAACUUCACGCUGUCCAUCAACAGUUGGGACCUCACCUUGCCCCCACUGACAGACUCGGACAGUAUCUACAUUUGGGUUAUAAAACGUCCCCUGAAGGCGAUUCUUCUUCCUGCAACUGCCAAAGUGACUAUGAAUUUCUCUGAUAAACUGAUCCUGAAUGGAAACAUGUCCUAUGACCCAGAGGCAGACAUCCCCACACAGGGGCUCCGAUUUUUUUGGUACUGUACCACAAAUCCUAUAUACUUUGAUGACAAUUACAUACCAGUGACCAAGCAGGAUGUCUGUCACCCAGAGCAGGAUACACUGAAUUGGCCUUGGGCAGUGGGCCCGGUACUAACCAUCCCACCAGAAACUCUUAGGGGCAACGGCGUGUAUUACUUCAGAAUGGUAGUACGGAAACAAAACAGAACUGCGUUUGCGGAUAAAACCGUACAGGUACUGAAAGGACUCCCGCCUACGGCGCUCAUUUCAUGCAUAGAAAAUUGCGGCCCCACAUUAGUCGUAUCAGACCGAUUCUCUCUGUCUGUGGAUUGCACAGGUUGUUCCGGCCAGGAUUUCUAUAGCUGGUCCAUCUUAUCUCGGUCAGGUCAUGAAGUGAUGUUUGACUGGACAGGGCAAGCUGUCACCAGGAGGAAUGGGACUUUUUUAUCUAUAAAAGCAUUUGCCUUUAGGAAGUUUUUGGAACGCGGGUUUUGGAUUUCUCUGGAUCUAGUAUCUUGGAGUGGUACAACGUUGAAUUUGAUACAUCCCUUUGUCAUUAACCAGGGCCCUCAAGUUGGCAGGUGCAAGAUCAAUCCAGCGAAAGGGAUUUCGAUGGUUACUAAGUUUGUUGUUGAAUGUAGUGAUUUUAAGGAUAAGAACCUCCCCCUUACGUAUAAGAUAAUAGUAGCUGAGCUGGAGAGCACUGGCGAAAUCAGUUCAAUAGAAGAGAAUAAUACACUGGGGGCCAUUGCGUAUUUAGGGACACAGUCCACAACACCUGCCUUCUUUCUUCCUGUUGGUGUGAUGGCGAGUCACUACAGUUUGAGGCUGUAUGCUCAGGUCUACGACUCACUAGGGACUUUUACUCAGGUGACUUUGCAAGCCACUGUACUGGUACCAACUGCCAGGGACUCCCCGAAGACCGUUUUACAGAAGCUGCUCAAUUUCACCAUGGGACUGACGUCACCACUGUCUACUCUGCUUCAAAAGCAGGACUGGCUGCCUGCAGGCUACUUAAUCUAUGUGGUGGCUUCUGUCUUGAAUAACAUAAAAAAGGAGCCGGAGCUCCAAGAUGAGAGAGCUCAGUUCCUGGAGCACCUUGUCAAUCAGUCUUUUGUGCCCACUAUGAGUACCCUGGACGAGAUCUGCCAGGUGGUGAUGGCGAUCACCAAAUUAACACAGAAAGCCCUUAACUCCAGUCAAGCAUUUUCGGUGGGAGCCACAUUACGGCUGGGGCAAGCAAACCAAGCUCUGCAAACCUACCAACGCAGGAACAAACACUUUCACACCCGGCACAUUGAAAUUGUGGGCACUGGCAUCCUCACUGGUCUGUCUAACCUUCUUAAGCUGAUCAGUCCCUACUAUGUGUUCCAAGACCCUUUCUUUGUAGUUGAAUCACUAUCAGACACAAUCCUGGCUAACAAGGUGCCAGGGAGCAAAACCACAGUACUGAGGACCAGCAACUUUAACAUGUAUGUGGAGAAAGCUGAAAAUUCGCAUAUUGCUAGGGUCUUCAGAAACGAGACACGCUGCCCGGACUGCCUCCUUGCGACACUGACUGCAAGCAGGGUUCCCGGUCUAGCUCCGAAGGCUCCAGUUUCAAUGAUGUUUUGUGAGUUCACCAAUGACCCCUUUCCUUGGUUAACUUACCCAGAAAACAUUUCUUCAGAUGUGGUAGGGUUCAGAAUGACAGGAGCCACGGAUAAUGGUAGUGUCAUAGAGAUCACACCUGAUAUAGCGGAAGUGUACAUGGCUAGAAAAGACUUGACCUUCGCGAGUUUUAACCUCAUGGUGGGACCAGCCCUUGAGGGUGCUGGGCUUUCAAAGAUGACAACUGGUGGAGUUAGCUUUGAGGUGGACAGCAGAAGAACCGGGGAGGUGCUGAUUCAAAUUGUCACAAAAGUGACAGUGUUGUUCAAGGCCUUGGUAUAUGCAGGCAGUAAGGUCACCCCCACCAAUUUGGUUGCCAUGUUCCUGGUACCUCAUGACAUCCCCCCCAUUGCCAAGUGGAGUGGCCUGUUUGACCCAACCUGUCCAGUCAAGGAGGUCCGAGUGGUUUGUCUGCCAUCAUCCUUGCUUCGAAUCAUAGCUCAACGCAGCCAUUCAUUCAAGUAUAACGUAUCUGUGGUCCUGCAGGCACCUCGUUUUGUCUUUAGGCCCACUAACAAGCUAGUGAGAAUUGCCCUCUUCGUGGUUCACUGUUUGGACUUGUAUGGGAUCCAGGGUGAUUGGCAAGAAGGCACCUGUGUGUUGGGUGAGAAGACCACAUGGGAACAAGUCCACUGCAUCUGCAGGAAUGUGGGGCGGAGCCGGCGGCAGCUGGCCUCAGUCAAGCUGAUCUACCAUCAUCUGCACACCCACUUUGUGACUGGUAAGGUGAUCGUGAUCCCCAACCCCGUGGAUCUGCAGCUAACCAUCAUUAGAAAACUUAGCCAAAACCCCGCAACCUUCCUGGCUGUGCUCUUCAUUAUAAUCCUGUAUGUUAUUUUUGCUUUCUGGGCCUUGCACAGGGAUGUAAUGGAUCAGUACCUUCGGGACCAUGUGGUAAUACUGCCUGACAAUGAUCCUUUUGAUAGCAUAUGCUACCUGAUCACCAUCUUUACUGGGAGUCGCUUGGGGUCUGGAACCAGAGCCAACGUCUUUAUCCAGCUUAUGGGAACAGAGAGUACCAGUGACGUGCAUUGCUUAACCCAUCCCUAUUUUAGAACUCUCUACCGAGGAAGCAUCAACACGUUCCUCCUGACAACAAAGCAUGACUUGGGGGACAUCCAUUCCAUCCGAGUGUGGCAUGACAACGAAGGCAAAGCGCCUAGCUGGUACCUAAGUCGCAUCAAAGUAGAAAAUCUCUUCAGCAGACGCAUUUGGCUGUUUAUGUGCCGAAGGUGGCUCUCUGUGGACACCACUUUGGAGGCCACGUUUCCUGUCACCAACCCGAAUGAACCUCUGAGAAGAAUCGACUUCUUCCUCAUUGACCUGAGCCAUCAGCUUGGGAAAAACCACAUGUGGUUCUCCGUCUUCACCGACGUUGUCCCCAAACCAGUCAACAGGCUCCAGCGGCUGUCCUGCUGCUUGGCCAUGUUGCUAAGCUCUCUCGUUUGUAAUAUCAUGUUUUUCAAUCUGAACAGAAAUGAGCAAAGUGAAUCCAUAGAGGGGCGCAUCAUCCGGUCAAUGAUGAUAGGAAUCGAAAGUGUGUUGAUCACAAUCCCCGUGCAAAUAUUGAUAACCUUUUUCUUCACCUAUUCCCAGAAGAAACCGCGAGUGAGUCUAGACAAGGUGGGACCUCAGAAGCACCCCUUGAUGUCAGAGGAAGGCAUGUUCUGGAAAGAGCGACUGGACAAAUGGCAUGAACAUGAAGUGAAGGCUCUCUCCAAAACAGCUACCAGGUCCACGUCUGCUCCCAGGGAAAAGCCUUCAAAGAGGGCCUUUAAGACCUCCCAGAAGAGCAAGAAAGCAGACAGCAAGGACCCAGACACCCAGAAGUCCAAUAGGAACUUCAGUAACAGUAAGGGAGACAGUGAAGACACGUCUUCAAGGGACUCCUUUACCCAGCUAAAUACUGCUGAGCCCGUUAAAAAUAAGACCCAGAUUAUCCUGCCCAGGUGGUGUACUUAUAUAGCCUGGUUUUUCGUGUUUGCCACUUCUGGCGUAUCAUCAUUCCUUAUUGUAUUUUAUGGCCUGACGUACGGCUAUGACAAGUCAGUAGAGUGGCUCUUCGCAUCUUUCUGCUCCUUCUGUCAGUCUGUGUUCCUUGUACAACCAUGUAAGAUUCUACUGUGGUCAAGCACCAGGACAAAAAACCCCAAGUACUGUAAAAACCUCUCAUGGUCCAGCAAGUACCAUUACACAGAAAUCAGGCUGCAGGAGGCGAAGAUGUCGCCAGAGGAGAUGCAGCAGCUCCAUGAGGACAUGGACUACCUCCGAAGCUCGAGCAUAUACCAGCCCAUGAGCGAAGACAAAAUCCAAAUACUCAGGAGGAAGAAGAGGACCAGGAGGAGGUCCCUCUUGUUCCUGAGCUACCUCGUGACCCACUUCAUAUUCCUGACCCUUCUCCUACUCCUCAUUGUCACCCUGCGCCAUAAAGACAGCUUCUUCUAUAACCAGUUCAUUGGCCAUCAGUUCUCCAUGGGUCUCGCCACCGUGAUGAAGCUGGGUGACAUCUACACAUGGCUCAACAGUGUGCUCCUGCCUUUGUUACACAACAACCUGAACCCAACGUUCCUUCCAGACGGCUCCUCCAAAAUCCUUGGCCUUCCACUUAUGAGGCAAGUGAGGGCCAAACCUAGCAACAAAACUUGUCUGUUGGCCAAGAAGUUUGCGCAGAGAAGCAUCGCAAGAGAAAUCCAUUGUCACCCGCAGUACGGCAUUGACCCAGAAGACACAAAACACUAUUCCAGUGUUUGGAAUAAGGCUGGCAAGCGGUCUACAGGCAAAAGCAGUGAUGGAUUUACUUACAAGCCCCCUGGGAAGAAAUGGGUGUAUCAUUCCUACGGAGUGUUAAACACCUAUGGAUCUGGAGGGUAUGCCUUCUAUUUCUUUCCAGAAGAGCAGAUCUCCAAUUCCACACUGAGGCUCCAGGAACUUGAGGGAAAGAAUUGGCUUGAUGAGAUGACCUGGGCUGUGAUUGUGGAACUGACCACCCUGAAUCCAGAUGCCGGUCUGGUGUGUAGCAUUUCAGUUGUAUUCGAAGUCUCUCCUUUAGGGGUCGUCAACUCCAGCCUCUCUGUGUACUCCUUUUCGCUAUCUGAUUUCAACAGAGAAACUUCGGCAGAAACCUACCUGUAUGUGGCCAUCCUCAUUUUCUUCUGUGCCUAUGUUGUGGACGAGGGCUACGUCAUUACGCAAGAAAGAGCUUCCUACUUAAGAAGUGUGUACAACCUGCUCAACUUGUCUCUGAAGUGCAUGUUUACCCUGCUGAUAUUACUGUUCUUCCAGAAGCACCUCCUGGCCACCAGCAUGGUCCAGCUUUACCUGACUCACCCUGGAGCCUUCAUCCCCUUCCAUGCCGUUUCUCGGCUUGAUCAUUCCAUGAGGAUCAUCUUGGCUUUCUUGUUAUUUCUGACCAUACUGAAGACACUCAGGUAUUCCAGAUUCUUCUAUGAUGUGCGCCUGGCUCAGAAGGCCAUCCAGGCUGCCCUUCCUGGCAUCUUCCACGUGGCCUUGGUGGUAUCUAUGUAUGCCUUCAUGUACGUAGUUUUUGGGUAUCUGGUGUUCGGUCAGCACGAAUGGAAUUACAGCAACAUCAGUCACGCCACCCAAACCAUCUUCUCCUACUGCGUGUCAGCCUUUCAGAACACAGAAUUUUCCAGCAACAAGGUUUUUGGGGUCCUGUUUCUAUCAUCUUUCAUGUUGGUGAUGAUCUGUAUCUUCAUCAACUUGUUUCAGGCGUUGAUUCUGUCUGCCUACGAUGAGAUGAAGCAGCCUGUGUAUGAGGAGCCAUCAGAUGAGGCAGAGGCAAUAACCUACCUGUGUGAUAAUCUAAGAUCUGGGUUUGACUUUCUCACCUCCCGAUCUAGGGACAAAGACCAAUCCGAAUUCUUGGUCGACAUGAUGUAUGGGCAGCCAGAGAAAAACAAUCGCCGGUUCCUGGGGCUGAAGACCAGAAACAUCAAUGGGAAGAAAAUGGCUUACCUUGUUGUCUGA
This is a messenger RNA of Microtus ochrogaster (prairie vole), 6423 nucleotides long. It is a transcript of the gene Pkdrej, whose product is annotated as polycystin family receptor for egg jelly. Gene Ontology annotation, biological process: detection of mechanical stimulus. NCBI's taxonomy places the organism in Eukaryota, Metazoa, Chordata, Mammalia, Rodentia, Cricetidae. Gene Ontology annotation, molecular function: calcium channel activity; protein binding. The record is from RefSeq and is a predicted model, not a curated record. Gene Ontology annotation, cellular component: membrane.